This is a messenger RNA of Chenopodium quinoa (quinoa), 1786 nucleotides long. Its product is annotated as actin-related protein 8-like. Lineage: Eukaryota; Viridiplantae; Streptophyta; Magnoliopsida; Caryophyllales; Amaranthaceae. The record is from RefSeq and is a predicted model, not a curated record. Gene Ontology annotation, molecular function: protein binding. The transcript is spliced from 11 exons. Bases 96 to 1481 code for a protein of 461 amino acids.
AUAGAGCUGCAUCCACAUCAUCAUCAUCAUCAUCAUCCCUCCACAAAAAUGAGUAUAGUAGUGUUAAAAAAUGGUGAGUAGAAUUGUCAUCAGAUAUGUUGCUGAGAAAGGUGUGGGAAUCAAUAGUGCCUGGUAAUAGCAGCAGCAAUCGAAAUUCAGCAACAAGAGUAACAACAGGCAUAGGCAGCUUGGAUGUUUUACCCGAAGACGUGCUCGGAAUAAUCCUGAGAAAAUUAGGGCCAGAAGAUGCCGGCAAGCUUUGUGUGGUUUGCAGAAGCUGGAGACGAAUUGUGAUUUCUGACAAUCGUCUUUGGAUAAAUUUCUUCCAAACAAACCCUAAUAAUUUAUGGGAUUUGGACUCCAUUUUCUUCUCUGAAACUCAUUUGCCGCGCCAGCUGUCUGUCUCUGUUCCUGUCUCUCUGAUGCAUCUCUAUGGGCAGCGGGCUAAAGUGCCCGGUGCUGUUAUUGUUGACGGUGGCUCUGGCUACUGCAAGUUCGGUUGGAGCAAGUAUCCGCGGCCAUCUGGGAGAUCUGCCACCUUCUUGGAAUUUGGAAAUAUAGAAGCCCCAAUGUACUCUCGACUUCGUCAUUUUUAUGCCACCAUUUAUAGCAGGAUGCAAGUAAAAUCUACUGCUCAACCCAUUGUUGUUUCAAUCCCUAUCUGUCAUUAUGAUGACACAGAAUCUGCUAAAGCAUCAAGAAGGCAACUUAAAGGAGCAAUAUAUUCAGCACUUUUUGAUAUGAAUGUGCCUUCUGUUUGUGCAAUAAAUCAGGCUACUCUAGCAUUAUAUGCUGCAAGGAGAACUUCAGGAAUUGUGGUUAACAUUGGUUUCCAUCAAACAUCAGUUGUGCCAAUUCUUCAUGGAAAAAUAAUGCGCAAAGUGGGAGUUGAAGUUGUUGGCAUGGGGGCAUUAAAGCUUACGGGAUUUCUUAGAGAGCAGAUGCAGCAGCAGAACAUUUAUUUCAAGUCUUUGUACACUGUUCGUGAACUUAAGGAGAAUCUUUGUUAUGUGGCUCUUGAUUAUGAAGCGGAACUUUCUAAAGAUACACUACGGUCUUAUAAAGUACCAAGAGAGGGUGUUUUUGCACUGUCUAAAGAGCGUUUUCAAACAGGAGAGAUCUUAUUCCAACCACGUCUUGCUGGAGUACGUGCAAUGGGACUGCACCAGGCAGUUGCACUCUGUAUGGAACAUUGCCAUGCUGCAGAACUGAUGGGUGAUGACAAUUGGUUCAAGACAGUGGUGUUAUGUGGUGGAACUGCUUGCUUACCUGGAUUAGCUGAAAGGCUAAAGAAAGAAUUGCACGAGCUUCUUCCUCUGUACUUGACAAAUGGAAUUAAUGUAAUUCCUCCUCCUCAUGGCGUUGAUUCUGCCUGGCAUGGUGCCAGGCUGAUAAGCAAUUUGAGCACCUUCCCAGGAGCAUGGUGCAUGACCAAAAGGCAGUUGAAGUAUAAGUAUCGAAGGAACCGUUUAGGUUCAUGAUGAUGGCAUGAUAAAUUGUUGGGAAGUUACAAUGCCUUAUAUUUUCUCGAGUAUGACAGUCUGUAAUCGUUCACAGCAACCAGGCUGUACAUACGGAAAGUUGCAGGGUUCAUUGAUCUCAACUUUUUCAGUGGUCUGAAUUCGAAAUAAAGUACUUGCUCCAUACUAGUGUGUAUAAAAGUAUAAGUGUAUAUAGUAUACGAAGUAAAUGGUUGUACUAUGUAAGAAGAUUGGCUUUUGUAUGCUUAUCUGGAUGAAUUGGAAAUGUAUAGCAAGAGUAAGAUAAAGAAAUUUAUAUAAAUGAA